CCAGGAGUAGCCUACUUUUGAAUACAACAUGAUGACACGCCCACGCGACAAACGUCACGUCAGCUUCCAAAGUGAAACUUUGAGAAGUAGCCUACUGAAGACUGAGCAACUAAGAAAGUAAUACAGUUCUCGAAGGACACAGAAGAAGGCACAGAGAAGUUGAGAGACAUUGACGAAGGACAAACUGAAGUAAUGGAGAAGAGAAGUGCUUCUGAAAACACUGAUCUACCGGCAAUGGCAGACGGUUGUCAGAACUACAGACCAACAAGGUGUUGCAAGUCCUGCUCUCACAUCACAGACUCCUCCCACUGGGUGCUGAUGGAACCCUCGGUCUCCGUGGAGUCCAAAGUCGAAGUGUACAAACACAGUUCUCCUUCAGGAAAUUUUGAGUGUGCUGUGUCUGGUCUGCGCUGGGUGUGUGCUGGUGAAGUCACUCUACAGUAUAAAUUUUGUGACACGUAUGUUUUCACAGCAGAUCUUGCUAUGUUACAGUACACACCAGUGGGUCCUUUGAUGGACAUCAAAGUGCUGUCAGGUGAACUGCUGGAGGCUCAUCUGCCCCAUUUUGCCUGUCUGGAAGGCUCCGACUCUUCUCUCAAGGACAAUGUGAGAGUCCUAAGUGGCGUCGACAGCAAUUUAAGUCUAGAGACCGGUGAGCUUACCCGUUUCCAUGUGAAGCUCCUCAAGCCAUCUCUCUCACUGACAGAGGUCGUGGUGAAAACUGACACCAAAAUCAAAACCCACCUGGAGGUGUUAAUUUACCGGACAAGAGUGAGACCCCUGGUCCUCUUUACAUACUUGUUGCCUUGGAGCGGCUCCAUGAUGCAGACUGUGAAGGACGACCUGCGGCAGCUGAAUGCCAAGAAGAUUGAAAAGCCCCAGCCUGAAAUUUCGCUUUGGGUCGACUCCACGUUCAACCUGAAGACGUCUUGCCACUCCGAGAUCAACCCGCACGAGUACACACUGAAUCUCGUUAGGCCAAACUUCUUUGAGGUCUACAUGAAAGAGCCAGAGGACUGUUUUGACUUGGAAUUGAUCAGCGAAGAGCAGUCCAUCUGGAAAGCUGAAAUGCGACGUGCGGACUAUGGCGAGGUUAAAAAAGUUACGACGUACACCCCAAUCAAAAUCCCAGGGCUGGAUGAAGGGAGAAUGGCGAACCUGUCAAACAGAGAGCGACUCUCCUUGUUCCGGGCGGAUCUCAUCACAAGAACGUCGAGAGGCGCAUUCCUAGAGGAGAUGGAGGCGUUGGCGAAACACCAGCCCCCCGUGCUGAACAGCUAUGAGACCCAGCACCUUCUGGAGAAUGUCAGUGGACUGGAGGAACAGGUGGCCUGCCUCCUGGACAUGGUGGACAGAAAGGGAGAUGUAGCAUCUGGCGUAAUGUUCCUCGUCCUUAAAGAGAAGGACUUCUACCUCUUUGAAGACAUUCUCCUGAAUCUUCAAGCCAAUCCCCCAAAAGAUGCAAACUAACGUCAUCUGUUUCCAUAGUGGUUUGUUGAGACACAUUGUGAAGAUCAGUGCUAAUCACCCCAAACUCUCUCUGAAGCACCAAACACCAGUGGACACAAGACAGUAGCCACACAGUAUAUCAGGCCACAAAUAACAAAGAUACAGGUUACUGCCUGUUUUAACUGUAAUUUUAACAUUCUCAAGUUUCUUUGCAGCUAAAACCAUGGCAUGAUUGUACUUGUGUAGAAACAGAUUGCACAUUUAUUAGUCCCGGUAGUUGUGCUACCAUGUGUGUGUGUGUGUGUGUGUAGCUGGAUACUGUUCCAGGGUCCAACAGCUGGAGUUUGGUCCUUACUGGAUUAUACCAGAGACGAUUGCAGUGGCGGUUAGUCUAGGAUCUUUGAUUAUGCUGUCCUUGUCAAUACACAAGCUACAUUAAAGGUUUUUACAACAUUUUUUUUUCUCAGUCACUUUGUGACAUGUCUUCAGUUAUCGUUAAUGUUUCUCAAAAUAACAGUGAAACCUGAUGAAGAUACAAGAGUUUGUAUCUUAACAUCACCAUAAUAGAAUAUUUCAGGUCUACUACAAACUGAAUAUUGCUUACUUACAUGUUCAGUGUGAUUCAUGCCACUGACUACAGUUUCUACAAGGCUCCUUGUGACUGUUGAAGUAUGGCGUAACGGGAGGCAACAAUUCGCUUGUGAGACUGGACAGAGUCAAGACAUAUACAAACUGGACAAUCGUUGUCUUCUGUUAAGCACAAUGGCGAAAUAUGCCAUAACACACUGUGGUGUGCUAUAUCGCCACACGUUUCUCUCAUGCUGACCUAAUGCUCGCUUUAUUUACCGCUUGAGUUACUCUGGCCUGGUGACUUGAUUUACAUUCCACCAGAGAGGGUAAAGCGGAGCAGUAAUGAAAGAUCUUUGAUUCCACCUCUUGGCCUUGGAACAGAUUAUAUUAUUAUCAAUCACAUGACAACAAUCAAGAUUUGAAUGUCAAGUGAUUUCACAAACAUUCCAAAAACACAAUGUCACAUGUGGUGUACACACUAUGAUAACUGGCGAUAACAUAUCAAUCAUACAUUAACAUCAUGACUUGACUUGACACAAUGAAUCAAUAACUUGUGAUGGGUGCUUAAGGGAAUCAUAAUUCUAACUUGUAUUAUCUCCUGUGCUCUUUGUUAGAUUAUGUGAAAUUGCUGUUAGGAUGCACAAAAGUGACUGGAUGAUGUAGAGGUCAGACCGUAUGUAAAUUUAAAUUCUGAUCAAAGAAGUGACACCAAAGAAAAAUAGUAAUGAUACAUUGUGUGAGCUUUGUUGAGAUCACGUUUUCAUGGUGUUUUUUUUUUUAUUAUUAUUAUUAUUUGAACCUCAUGUUGUGCUUUUAUCUGAAACUACUUUGAUAAUUAUUGUUACUGUCUGUUCAUUUGUUGUAUUGUUUCUCUGCUCAUUGAUUUUACUAUCUAAGAACCAGACAUAUCUGAAUGUGCAUUCAAGUUUCUCUGGAGUUAACGGGACAUUAAAUAUCAGUACACUGGCCUCGAGUGUAAUUCAAUAGUCA
Sardina pilchardus (European sardine) is the source of this 3009-nucleotide messenger RNA. Its product is annotated as NACHT, LRR and PYD domains-containing protein 1 homolog. Gene Ontology annotation, cellular component: canonical inflammasome complex. The transcript is spliced from 5 exons. The record is from RefSeq and is a predicted model, not a curated record. The coding region runs from base 193 to 1470 and encodes 425 amino acids. Lineage: Eukaryota; Metazoa; Chordata; Actinopteri; Clupeiformes; Clupeidae.